Molecule: messenger RNA, 2404 nt
Organism: Malania oleifera
Lineage: Eukaryota; Viridiplantae; Streptophyta; Magnoliopsida; Santalales; Ximeniaceae
Exons: 5
Coding region: 35-2236 (733 amino acids)
Molecular function (GO): protein binding
Source: RefSeq, a predicted model, not a curated record
AUCAUCGCUCUCUCUCUCUCUCUCAAGUAAAGCCAUGAAUGCGCCAGCCGCCAUGGCGCAGGGGCCAAGCAAGGACGACGCCGAACAGAGACUCGCCAGAGAAAGCGAGCUAUACAACGCUCUGAUGAUGGGAGAAGAGGACAAGGUGGUAAUUGAGAUGUGCAAGCGCAUCCCGGAGGGCCCAUUCCACAGCCUCACCGUCCACCACGACACCGUCCUCCACGUCGCCACCUACUCCAAGCGCAGCGACCUCGUCAUCCGUCUGCUCCAGAAGUUCGCCGACGGCGCCGAUCCCGCCUUGCUGACCCUCCAGAAUGACGUCGGAAACACCGUGCUUCACGAAGUGGCCACCACCAGGGCUGCCGCCGCCGCCGAGAUUAUGCUGGCAAAGGCUCCCAAGUUGCUGAGGGUGGCCAACCUACUAGGGGAAACCGCGCUCUUCCGGGCCGUCCGGUAUGGAAAGAACGAGAUGUUUGAGUUUUUAGCGGCGAGGGUGGCUGAAGCCGCCGCCGAAAAGAAUGGGGAAUUUGAUCUCAGACGCCACCUUCAGAGGGCCGACAGGACCACCAUCCUUCACAUGGCUAUUCUUGCUGAACACUUCGACUUGGCCUAUUUGAUAGCAAGCAAAUAUGAGUAUCUAAUUGAGGAAGAGGAUGGAGAUCGUAUGACAAGCCUUCAACUCUUAGCAUGUAAUGCUAAAGCAUUCAAAAGUUCCAUGAAGCAAGGUUUCCUAAAGCAACUCAUCUACACUAGAGUCUCAACUGAUGAUCCAACUCAACGAAACAACAAGGGGCCAAGUACGCAAGUUAACAAGUGGAAAUCCGUAAAAUCAUGUUGCAAAUUGCCCAUGCUUGAAGUCAUUAGAAAGGAAAAACAAAGGCAUGAUUCAGCAUUGAGACUAGCCAAGCUUCUAAUAGCAAAAGACAAGUCAUGGGAAAAAACAUCCCCUCUAAUAGAUUGGUCCAAGCCCAGGACACACAAAUUUGGGAAAGUUCCAACAGGAGGCCCCAUCAAAGUAGCUGAAACAAUGUCCAGUGUAAAUGCAUCACCGACCAAAGGAGAAGGGUUCUCAAACCCAAUGCAUCAUUCCCCUACUCAAUUGCAGUACAAAGAAGAAGAAGAAGAAGAAGAAGAAGAAGAAGGCUCAGGCCAAAGUAGUAUUGUGCGAAAUGGUAACUCUGCAUUGAUUUUGGCAACAAGGUCAGGUUGUGUAGAGAUUGUGGAAGAAAUCCUAACAAAGUACCCUCAAGCUGUGGAACAUAUUAACGCCAAGGGAAGGAAUGUGUUGCAUGUAGCCAUUAGACACCGACAAGUGAAGGUUUUAGACCUUUUGGAGAGGAUGGAAACACGGAUGAGGAGGCUCAUAAGGAAGAUUGACAACCAAGGGAACUCUAUUCUGCAUAUGGUUGGUAUGAAAAUGAAAGAACAUAUGGAGGAGAAUACCCAGAGCCCUGCACUCCAAUUGCAACAAGAGUUGCACCUAUUUGAGCGUGUGAAGCAAAUCUCAACAGUGCAUUUCAUCAAACACUACAACUCCAACGAGCAAACUGCAGAAGAGCUAUUCAUUGCCAACAAAAAGGACCUUCAUAAGGAAGCUAGAGAAUGGUUGAAGAGAACCUCAGAAAACUGCAUUAUUGUGGCAGUUCUCAUGGCCACUGUGGCCUUUGCUGCUGCCUAUACCAUUCCUGGUGGCCCAAACCAAAGCACCGGCCUCCCCAUUCUCCUUUACCAGCCAUUCUUUGUGGUCUUCACCCUCACUGACGUCUUGUCCCUCAUGUUCUCCCUGACCUCAGUUAUCACCUUUCUCUCCAUCCUCACCUCGCCAAUUCGACUCCAAGAUUUCAAGCAAUCCCUCCCCCAGAAGCUAAUGUUGGGAUUCACGUUUCUACUCCUCUCAGUGUCCAUGAUGAUGGUGGCAUUUGCAGCUACUGUCAUCCUCAUGAUCCGUAACAAAGAAAGAUGGACUAAAAUUGCAUUGUAUUCAAUGGCAUUCCUUCCUGUGACCAUCUUUGUGCUGUCCUAUCUUCCACUCUACUUGUCCUUGAUGAAAACUUUCAUGUACAUGGUCAGGAAGAUUGGGGACGCUUGUCCUCGAUUCGAUCACAUACCUAUUCCAAAUUUUAUCUUCAACUUGUUCAAAUGCCGAAAACCCCAAUUUCCCACAAUCUCCUCCAAGCAUCAACAUUCUCAAACCAAUUCCACACAGCUUUCAUCACCUAAAAUGAAUCCCGUUUGAGUUAAAACUAAAAAUGGAAUACCAUGUAAUACCAUUCUAGCAUCGUACUCUUCCCAACACACCAUUUUCUCUAGCAUCAAAGUCGCAUACUCUUAAUAACUUGUAAAUGUAGGUGGGACUUGUUCUGUUAUAGUUAAAUAAAGACAUCAACCCCUUAUUUUGCAAAAA